AUGCCGUGGGAAAUGGUUGAAUCCGACUUUACUGCAGACCGAGCUUCCACUAACGCAGGCAACGCUCCAAUAUUGACGAGAACCAAAGCGUGUGCAUUUCCUGCCGUGACACGACCGAAAAAACGAUGUUCCCCAUUUAAAUCCAUCCUAUUUCAACAAAAGAAAGGGAUCGCAGGGUUCGUCUCUCUCCGCGCCCGAUACAUCGUCGCUCUUAUCUUCUGGUAUUGGCAUGGAGGAGGGCCAGGAAACCUUAGAGAAGUUCAAAUCAUUAUUUUACGGUUAAGGACACAACGAUUGUCAAAGAAGGACCUUUUGUUAAGGGUACUUGUUAUAUUUUUAGGUCCUGAGCCUCCAGGUUUUGAUGAUUCCGAUUCGGAUUCUGACAAUACCGACAACGUUGUCAGUCCCGGAAAUUCGAUUGUGGUUCAGCCAUAUUCGGCUACUCUUUCUUCCAUUGUUCCAGAUGAUUCAGCCUCCGAAAACGGAUCAACUGGCAUAUACAUAACAAGCCAUUCUCGUGAAGACGACAACAGCAUCAAACUACGAGUGAUUGGUGCUGGAUCUUGUUUCGACGAAUCCGACAACGAUGCUGCCAAGGGAAUGGAAGAAACUGAAAGAAAGUCUCCAAACAAUGAGGAGAAGAAACAAAAAUAGGAGGGAAAAAAGAUUUAUUUUCUUGAUUUUAU
Molecule: messenger RNA, 686 nt
Organism: Daphnia pulex (common water flea)
Lineage: Eukaryota; Metazoa; Arthropoda; Branchiopoda; Diplostraca; Daphniidae
Exons: 3
Coding region: 1-654 (217 amino acids)
Source: RefSeq, a predicted model, not a curated record